UUUAUAGUUUGCGGUACAUUAUUUUACUCUAAUCAUUUCGUUUUUUUGUUUUUAUUUUUAUUUGUGAUGUUUGCUAUUCUGUGUGUUGGGUAAAUUUCAAUUUUGAUAUGUAAAUUGUUUAAAAUUCGUCAAUUUGUCAAAGUUGGUUGCGUCUAUGGAGAAACCGAAGGAGAAAAUCAUAUAUUGCGUCUUGUAUGCAAUCUUAUUUGGUUUGUUUUUGUGUAAAAUUUCGUUAAAGAAUUAAGUCCAAGAUUACAUUUAGGUUUUUCUGGGAUUCUUUCUUCUUGUAAGGAUCUUUAAUGAUCAAUCUUUCUCUUGUUCAUAGACACAAGUAUUUGGGUUAAAAGAUGAACAAAAAUUCAAGUUAUUGAAUUCGGGUUCAUGAUUUGCUUUGAUCAUCUACUUUUUUUUUUGGUAGUUCAUGACUUCUUGAAGGGGUAAAAAACCAUAAAACUUUUGUCUAAAGUCUAAAUAAAUCCUCAAAACUACAAACAACUGUCUUUUUGUUGUUAUUUUAUUGUGGAUUAAAAAUCUUGUAGCUUCCAAAACGGUUUCUUGAUUGUUGUUGUGGACUUGUGGCAUAUGAAAAAAAAUAUUGUUUUGCUGAUGUAAGCUGUCUUUUUUUGUCAUUUACUGAGUGGCUUCUUUGGUUUAACCGCAGAAUGCAAGCUAAUUUUGGAGUUUAAUUUGUCUUGUCACUAUGAAAUCUGAAGAAUAUAAAAGAAGGGGUCAUAGAAAACCAAAUGAGUGUAUGAGAGCAAUUGUAACAAUCAUAGUUGGUAUUGUUUUUGGGUUCUUCAUUGGAGUAUCAUUUCCUGCUUUUUCACCACCAAAGCUUAAACUCAUACCUCCAAUUGAUACGUAUCUUGGAGACAAAAAUUCGGGGCGUUCUACACAAACAAUCUUAAAUGUGAUUUCAGUUACAAGGGACAACGUGUCAACUGAUGCUAGAAAAAUUGAUGAUCCUUCAUUGAUUUAUGUUUCAUCUAAUCCCCGAGGUGCAGAAAGAUUACCUCCAGCAAUACUUGCUUCUGAAUCAGACUUCUUUCCCCGAAGAUUAUAUGGCACACCAAGUGAGGAUUUAACAUUCAAACCAAAGUAUCUUGUGACUUUCACAGUUGGUUAUAAUCAGAAAGACAACAUUGACCAAGCGGUCAAAAAGUUCUCAGACAACUUUACUGUCCUUCUCUUCCAUUAUGAUGGCCGGACAACCGAAUGGAAUGAAUUCGAGUGGUGGUAUGCGAAAAGAUUUCUGCAUCCUGACAUUGUUGCUCCAUACGACUUCAUAUUUAUCUGGGAUGAAGAUCUUGGAGUCGAGAAUUUUGAUGCUGAAGAAUAUAUUAAACUUGUGAAGAAGCAUAAAUUGGAGAUAUCACAGCCUGGUUUGGAUCCUAGUAGUAAGGGUUUGACAUGGCAGAUGACUAAGAGAAGAGAAGAUCUUGAAGUUCAUAAAGAAACUGAGGAAAAACCGGGGUGGUGUAGUGAUCCACAUUUGCCUCCAUGUGCAGCGUUUGUAGAGAUCAUGGCUCCUGUAUUUUCUAGAGAAGCUUGGCGUUGUGUGUGGCAUUUAAUUCAAAAUGAUUUGGUUCAUGGAUGGGGUCUUGACUUUGCUCUCAGAAAAUGUAUUGAGCCUGCAUACGAAAGGAUUGGAGUUGUAGAUGCACAAUGGAUUACUCAUCAAGGCGUGCCUUCACUUGGAAAUCAGGGAAAAGAAGAGAACGGAAAAGCACCAUGGGAAGGGGUGAGAGAGAGGUGUAAGAAUGAGUGGAAGAUGUUUCAAGAUCGUGUAGCCAAGGCAGAAAGAGACUAUUACAAGUCAGUUGGUGAAGAUAAAGGCGUAGAGGUGGUGGAUGGUGGUUGUGGCUUAGUGAAGACAUGGACCGAAGUGGAGGCACAGAUCGAAACUCCAAUCGACGGAGAUGGCGGCCGAUGGUGCAGACCUGAGGCGACGUUCAGUGGUGCUAGAGGGGAAGGAGCCCAGAGGUGGUGUCGCCGACGUUCAAUGCUGAUAGAGAUGAAGGAUGCCAGAGAGGAAAGCUGA
Molecule: messenger RNA, 2041 nt
Organism: Lactuca saligna
Lineage: Eukaryota; Viridiplantae; Streptophyta; Magnoliopsida; Asterales; Asteraceae
Source: the annotation of a GenBank genome assembly